Messenger RNA from Capsaspora owczarzaki ATCC 30864, 816 nucleotides. RefSeq lists its product as hypothetical. NCBI's taxonomy places the organism in Eukaryota, Filasterea, Ministeriida, Capsasporidae. The coding region runs from base 1 to 816 and encodes 271 amino acids. The transcript has 2 exons. The record is from RefSeq and is a predicted model, not a curated record.
AUGUCGCCUUUGCCCGACGCAGCUGCUCUGCCAUUCGUGAUUUUGGCAAAACUUGUCAUGUCACAACCACCGCCCUCAACGCCAUCGUCAAUGUCGUCCCAAGCAUCAAUGCCGGCGCCGGUGACGCACUCCAUGCGAGUCAUUCGCCGCGUUGUGCGGCUUCCAAAUUCAGCAGCUUUGGCGAGCCUUUCAUCACAACUUAGGUCAUGGUCGAUGGCAGGCGAGACCAGCGACGCAGAGACAAUCUCUCGCUCAGACCGGCCAAUCAUUCUCCAGUUGACAGUGCUGACUGUCACUAAACGAUCAACCUCACUGGCAGCCAGCAGCAUCUCAUCCAUGCAUCCUGCUUCUGACAUGCAGGAUCAACGUCGACGAGUCCGAGCGAGGCGUGCUCGCCUGAUUCCUGCUUCUCUUCCUCCUCCCCCGACCACACCGUUAUUGCCACCUGCAUACGUGCCCGUAGUUCCAAGUCAUACAAACUACUUGGUAUCAUCGCUGGGAGACGGCAAGCCAGCACUGUCACCAAUGCACGACGUCUGCACGUCAGAUUUGACAGGUGAUUCCUGUCAACGCUGGUCGGCCAUCCUUGGUCGGAAUAAUCGUCUACAACGAGAGCUCGAGGAUCCGCGCAUGCUGCUGAACGAUGCCUCUUGGAAUCUCGAGGCUGCUCAACGGUGCUUUGGGGAAGUUCCGGUCUCGCGUCCAAUUCAUCAGUGUCGAUCAGUGACAGGUUUGACGUCAACAACGACAUUGCCAGAGUCGACCAAGCCCGCUGAAAACGCCUCGCCGGAUCGAUUGAAGGGUGCCCCAAAGUAG